AUGGCCGCCCUCUUUGCUUCACGUGGCAUCAAGUGCACCAUACUCACCACUCCCGUAAACACCACCGUUCUCCGCUCGGCCGUUGACCAGGCCAACAACGCCUUCCGCGGCACCGACGCCCUGGCGAUCCACAUCUCCACCAUCCCAUUCCCUGAUGUCGGACUCCCGCCGGGCGUCGAGACCGUUGUAGGCAUCUCCUCAGAGGCCGACCUCCACAAGUUGCUGGAAGCGCACCACCCCGUCCCCGACGCCGUCGUGGUCGACAGCUUCUACCUGUGGGCCGCGGACGUCGCCGCCGAGCACGGCAUCCCACGGUUGUCUUUCCUUGGGAGCAGCCUGUUCGCCCGGGCCUGUAACGACUCCCUGCUGCGCAACAACCCGUUCGCGCUCGCUCCAGAUGACCCCGACGCCGUCGUGUCCCUGCCGGAGCUGCCGCACCGCGUCGCGCUGAGGCGCAGCCAGGUGAUGGACCCAAGAAAGGGUCAGUGGAAGUGGGACUACGGACCGGAGGAGCUACGGCGAGAGGCUCAUCCUCAAGCACUCCGCUGUCGGUGGGUUCGUGACGCACUGUGGAUGGAACUCGGUGCUGGAGGCCGUCAGCGCUGGGGUGCCGCUGGUGACGUGGCCUCGGCACGCUACAACGAGAAGCUCGUCGUCGAGGUGCUCAAGAUGGGGGUCGGUGUCGGUGCCGGCGACUAUGCCUCCCACCUUGAGGUCCGCCGCGAGGUGAUCAGCGGUGAGAAGAUCGCGGAAGGCAUUGACGGAGUGAUGGGUGGGAACGAAGAGGCCGAGGCGAUAAGGAAAAGGCUAUGGAGCUCCGUCGGAAGGCAUUGA
Molecule: messenger RNA, 834 nt
Organism: Miscanthus lutarioriparius
Lineage: Eukaryota; Viridiplantae; Streptophyta; Magnoliopsida; Poales; Poaceae
Source: the annotation of a GenBank genome assembly